This is a messenger RNA of Eucalyptus grandis, 1824 nucleotides long. Its product is annotated as putative lipid phosphate phosphatase 3, chloroplastic. NCBI's taxonomy places the organism in Eukaryota, Viridiplantae, Streptophyta, Magnoliopsida, Myrtales, Myrtaceae. The transcript has 9 exons. The coding region runs from base 535 to 1488 and encodes 317 amino acids. Gene Ontology annotation, molecular function: phosphatidate phosphatase activity. Gene Ontology annotation, biological process: phospholipid metabolic process. The record is from RefSeq and is a predicted model, not a curated record.
CUCUCUUCACUUCAGAUUCUCUUGCCAUCGAAGUUGCUUGUGAGGUCGCUGGUAUGGUGAGAAGAAGGGAAUUAUACGUCCUUGAGUUGUUGAUGUUCUUGAUGUAUUUAGCAUCGGUGACUCGGUGUAGACAAUUCGCGAACAUUAGGGAGCAGAGAGAAGCUUUUCAUUGAGAGAAGGAGAAAAAGAAUAAAAUGGAAGGUUUCAGCAUCAAAGUUUUGUGGCUUCAUGCUGAAUUGGAUGGAAGGGAAAGUGGAAUUGGUUGAAGUUGGAAACUGGAAGUAAGAAUGUGAGAUGUGCUACUGAUGGUGAUUUGAAAUUGCAAUAAGGGGAAUAAGUGAGAAGAUGGGAUUGAAGAGGGAAUAAAAUGCAAUGGAAUGGGGUUAGAUUCUCGAUUCUUUUUUAGCAGUGGCUGUGAAGAAAUAACAUGGAAAGGAGGUGCAAAGCUCAAGUUUGGACUCUUCUGCAAUAAGCAACAGUUCUAUUCCGCUAAUCAAGAUUCCUUUGAUAGAACAGAAAAACCAACAGCAUAGAAUGAGGAGCCAGAUUAAUUCAAAUAUGAUGUCCAGUGGAGUGAUGGUCGCAAGGACAUACAUAUAUGAUUGGCUGAUCCUUAUGGUUAUUGUGGUCAUUGGGCCUCUCCUCCAUCUCAUACAUCCAUUUUAUCACUUCGUUGGGAAGGAUAUGAUGACUAAUCUCAAGUAUCCACUGAAGAGCAACACAGUGCCUUUCUGGGCUGUUCCAACGUAUUCCCUUCUGUUGCCAAUGGGGAUAUUUGUGGUCUUGUAUCUUCGGAGGAGAGAUAUCUAUGAUCUUCAUCAUGCUCUACUAGGGCUCUUGUAUUCUGCUUCAGUCACUGCAGUUAUAACAAAUGCCAUAAAACUUGCAGUUGGCCGCCCGAGGCCAGACUUCUUUUGGCGUUGUUUUCCAGAUGGGAAAGAUGUGUAUGAUCAAUUGGGGAAUGUCAUUUGUCACGGUAAAAGAAGUGUCAUAGAUGAAGGGCACAAGAGUUUUCCUAGCGGGCAUACUUCAUGGUCCUUUGCUGGUCUUGCUUUCUUAUCGCUUUAUUUAGCUGGGAAGAUUAAAGCAUUUGAUCGCAAAGGUCAUGUUGCAAAAUUAUGCAUCAUCUUUCUCCCGCUUCUUGUUGCAUCUCUUGUUGGCAUUUCAAGAGUAGAUGACUACCGGCAUCACUGGCAGGAUGUCUUUGCUGGAGGCCUGUUAGGGAUUACGGUAGCAGGGCUUUGCUAUCUGCAGUUCUUUCCACCUCCAUAUCACACCCAAGGUUGGCGGCCUUAUGCUUACUUUGAAGAAUUGGAGUUGUGUAGGAAUGCACAGGCCACAAAUGUGGCAGAUGUGCCUGAUGCGCAAGCCACGGAAACUCAAAGUGAGAGCCGUCUGGAUGAGCAGAGCGGCAUCAGACGCAUGGGCCUGACCCUAUCACCUACUCCUGAUCAAUCACCACGAGACAUGGAAUCAGGGGGAAGGUGAUUCUGUUUUUCCACUGGCCAUUUAAUCUGUGAAGUCUAUAGUACAGAGUAGAGUUUUAGUAUCUCCAAUUUUUCUUUUUUUGGUUCUUUUUUUGGGCAAGCCUCUGACAAGCUUAAUCCUGGAACCCUUUUUUUUUUUUUGGUGUGAGUGAAUGGAGUGUGCUCUUAAUGGACAUCAAAUUGCACAUUUAGUCCUUUCCCACCCUUGAUCUCAAGAUCAGGAUGUCAUUAAUUUUUUUCUUUACUAAUCCUGUGUUGAAAUCAGUUUGUGUAGCUUCUACAGUCAUUUUUAUUAGAGUAAAGAGAAUCAAAUGCCGAUAGACAAAUAUUAUUGCCA